AUGGGGGUCUUCCGUCUGCUCUUCCAGACCGCAGGGGAAAAGAGGUUCAGCCCCCAUCGCCCCGCACGGCGGUUACGAGGGAGUUUAUCCCUUACUUCUCCCUGCUCCAUCUGCACAGGAAGAGGGGGUGAGUGUCGGUCUGAGGGGUGUCAGCGGGCUCGAGGGGCGUCCGGGCACGGGGAAAGGGCUGUGCCCUGCCCCCCUCCCAUUCCCGGCCUGGGACUCUUUCGCUCCCGCCCCCCCUCGCUCCUAAGCGGGAGUUUCCAGGAAGCGCUGAGGAGAGCCGCAGUACCGCACAGCCUCUCGCUCAAGCGCGCUCCUUCCGCCGAGGCCGUGGCAGGAACGCCAAGUAGUCCCAACCGCCUCUUCUCCGCCACUCAGCAAAAGGCUCCGUCCCAGAGUCCCUGUAGCCGGGACCCCGUUACAGGAACAGGGCUCUCCCUCCCUCAUGGCCGGAGUGGAAAAGCACGUUUAAAUCCCGAGCUCGGCUUUCCCACGUGGUGUCUCGCUGAGCUGCUGUCACCGCCACGCCGCGCUCUCACGGGGCACCGGAGCUUCUCCCCUGCCCUGCCGGGAAGGCACAAGGAGGCAGCCUUCAUCGAGCGAGGAGAGCGAAUCUUGGCAAAAAGAGCACCGAAGGAUGUGAACCCCUUGGAAAAUUCCACUUCCUGCCCAGCACUGCGUGUCCUUGGGUCUCUCACUCAUUCCCAUGCACUUAACGAGGGAUUUCUGCCUCAGGCUACCACACCAACUUUCUAAAUAAAUGCCGCGCACACCCGAGCGCGGUGCUCUGCAGUUAAUCUCAGCCCAGCACCAGCUCUCUCUCCUCUCUUCCUACUUCCCUCCAUUUUAUUUCUCCGCUGGUUUUUC
Onychostruthus taczanowskii (white-rumped snowfinch) is the source of this 870-nucleotide messenger RNA. RefSeq lists its product as uncharacterized. The transcript is spliced from 4 exons. Lineage: Eukaryota; Metazoa; Chordata; Aves; Passeriformes; Passeridae. The record is from RefSeq and is a predicted model, not a curated record. The coding region runs from base 1 to 759 and encodes 252 amino acids.